ACUACUCAACAUAGUUAAACGACUUGACGAAAUCAACAACCAUGACCAAAACGGCGUCGUAUUAAGAGUUUAACACAGAUUCGAAUUUCUCCGUACCAAAACUCUCGCAUCAUAGACAGGGACUCUCUCUCUCUCUCUAGAUUAUUUAAUACAGAGGAGAGAGAGAGAUAGAGACGAGAGAGAAAGAGAGAGAGGAAUCGGCAAGCAGCAUCAGAAAGGGAGCGUGGCAACGGUGUGCGUAAUCAAUUAAUCAUAACUCGAAAAUUAUUGUUCUUCACGAGAUAAAGCUCAGACGCAUUUGUGUUUCUCUCUCUACCUAUACAUACAUCUAUACAUACAUACAUACCUACGCCGCUGCAUGUAGUAUUUACAGGCGUAGGAUGAACGAAGCUAAGAAGAAGAAAAGGGUAAAGAAGGCUUGAUCUCAGCUUCCCCUUGAAAAAACAACCAUGGCGGACGAUCUCUGUUUCUUCACCAAGGAAAGCUUUAUAAUUAAACCACCUAAGAAGAACCCCCUGGUUUUGAAAAUGGCGGUUUUGAUUUUCGUAAUGGUUUGCGGAAUUUAUGUAUGUUCGACUCGUAUUAAGCGAAUCGGUGGACAAUCGAGCUUCAGUACAUUAAACAUUCAAGUUAUAGAAAAGAAACCUUGUGAAGCAGCCAUUGAUAUACAACCUUCAGAAAAACCUUAUUUGCAUUUCCCCAAACCAAAGACUUUCGACAGGGACGAAUGUGCUUGCAAUCCUGUGAGAUAUUUUGCGAUUUUGUCAACACAAAGGUCUGGGAGUGGAUGGUUUGAGACAUUGUUGAACAGUCAUAUUAAUAUAAGCUCUAAUGGGGAGAUAUUUUCGGUGAAGGUUCGGAGAAGUAAUAUAUCGACAAUUGUAGAAACUUUGGAUAGAAUUUAUAAUCUUGACUGGUUUACGAGUGCCUCGAAGAAUGAAUGCACAGCUGCCGUUGGAUUGAAAUGGAUGCUUAACCAGGGAUUAAUGCAACAUCACGAAGAAAUAGUGGAGUACUUCAAGACUAAGGGCGUAUCAGCCAUUUUUCUUUUCAGAAGAAAUCUUUUACGUCGUAUGGUUUCGAUACUCGCAAAUUCGUACGACCAAAAUGCCAAGCCGCUUAAUGGGACCCAUAAAUCUCAUGUCCACUCAACCCACGAGGCUGAAAUACUUGCCAAGUACAAACCAACUAUCAAUACAACACUGCUAAUACCGAAUCUGAAACAAGUAGAAGAUUUGGUCACAAAAUCCAUGCAAUAUUUCAAGAGCACUCGCCACAUCAUCCUCUACUACGAGGACAUAAUAAAUAACCAUACAAAAUUGUUGGAAGUUCAAGAGUUCUUGAAGGUCCCACAAAGAGACUUGAAUAGUCGGCAAGUGAAAAUACAUAAAGGGGCGUUAUCGUCACAAGUUGAAAACUGGGAGGAUGUGAAGAAGACACUGAAGAAAACACGGUACGAAAGUUUUCUUCAAGAAGAUUAUAAGUUGUAAAUGGCGAAUUUUGCUCAUUGUGUUAGUGUAUAGCACAGCAUGUUUUUUAGGUUUUAGUUUUUAACUUAAUUUAUUCGAUUUAAUUAAUUCUUUAAUUAGCAGAUAUAAUAUAACAGGGCAUCUCAUCUCAUCUCCCUGUUGAAAUUUUGGUAUUACUGUUGAUAUUUGGUGUGGCUCAAAACAUGCUGAUUAUGAUGUAAUUGUGUAGCUUCAUCCGAAUAGUGUUAAACAGACCGUCUAGAUAUUAUCGGUAAA
Messenger RNA from Erythranthe guttata (spotted monkey flower), 1745 nucleotides. RefSeq lists its product as uncharacterized. Lineage: Eukaryota; Viridiplantae; Streptophyta; Magnoliopsida; Lamiales; Phrymaceae. The record is from RefSeq and is a predicted model, not a curated record.